GCUGAGUUAGUAUGGAUCCUGAUGUAUAUUUCACCCGGUACCGGAGAUCUGGCCGUCAGUUUAUGCACAGCCUUUACGGAGUGUGCCCGUGUGUCUCGCGAGUAAUUUCGCCGCUCACUACCCCCACGAGCAAUCAUUUCUUUCUGCUGCAUAGUGAGACGAUUUUUUUUUUCGUUUGCAUUCGCCAAAUAAGAGAAGAGCAUAGAGGACCCCCCCUCUUAGUGGAAUUUAUGAGUGUUUUUGUUCUGUCGGGGUUUUUUUUAGGGUACUAGAAACAUAGGAAGCGCCGUAGACGAAAAUCGGUGGUAUUUCGAGUACGGAUUGUUGCGUACAAGGCGAAAAUAUUGAAGUGCAAGUGUAGUGGGCUUCAACUGAAUUUCUGGUGGAAGUGCAUCGCUUACAGUGACAUUUCGCGGGCGCGCGCAACCGAAUCGCGAAUGGAAAAUGAAGGAAAGCGUAAACUAAAGUAUGCUUAGCUCGGUCGUAAUUGAGUAACGCUUUGUUUUCGAACUGACACCUAACCCUCCCACAACAAGCUGCUCUGGCAAGCGUGAAGCUGUGAUUGUCUAGGGCACGAAAGGGAAAUUUGAACAUCGGCACAAGGUUGAUUACUUUGAAAUAAUUUUUUGACAACCGUUCGUGAGAAUGUGCUAUAACGAAGCCAAGGAAACCCACGAAGGAGUGCCCUCUGAAAGGUGAAACAUUUUGCACGAAUUGUGAUGUAAGGCGAGAAGGGCAAACAGUGAAAAUCAAAGUUUUUGGUAAGACUAAUAGCUUUUAGCCCGAAAAAGUGAGUUCCAAAAGUCACUGAUCACGCAUCUCGUUGACAGAUGUUGAAGUCGUUUCAGCCCAUAAACUCGCGUUUUUUGUUAAAUAAUCAAUUGUGGCAGCUUGAUUGAUAUUGAACGUAGCCAAAGUUCAUAAUUCAUUAGGUGUACCACAAAAGCAACACAAAGUGCAGGAGAGAAGAUAUAAGCUCGCUCACUCAUGUGUGAAAAAUCGCACUUCGUGAAGAAAAUCGCAACAGCAGAAAAACUUUGAAGAGAACAACACCCCCUUACAAGAAAAGCAGAAGCUGCUACCCCAAUACCAGCAAUACUUGCGAAAAAAAAAUUCAAAAGUAAGUGUUGACGAAGAAAGAGGUCAAAAUAGAAGAAACUUCAACGGAGACAGCGAAGAAAAACGCCGGCUACUAGAUAGGAGGAGGCCACAAAGUAAGGCUCAAAACAAAAACAGAAAAAAACGAUCCUCGAGCACGAGCCUUAGCACAACGACGGUUAUGCAGAUGGCCAACGAAUGGGAAGCACCUUCCCGCAAAACCUCGCAAUGCCUGUCCGAUGGAAGCAACAGCAGCGCAAGUUCCCCACAUUCCAGCCUUCAGCACAUCCCAGCCUACAACUAUUUCGACAGUGCCAACCAGCAGCAUUAUCUGCACUAUCCGGCCACCAGUAGAACCAACCACAGUAGAAGACUCAGUGCCACGAAUGACGUGAGGAACUAUCAUCACCGGGCGAUGGAACGAGCCGCAUAUGCCAAUCGAAGUUUCAUACACCACGAACAGCAGCAGUACGCGCCACAACGGGCUGCCGGGUUUACCUUUGAAUCGUCGCACUACGGAAUCGAUGAUUCCGAUCGUAAAAAUGAUCGCCGCCGCCAUAGUCUGUACCAUAUCGCACAGCUGAGUGCGUCCAAGAUGGAUGAUUUGAAACAUCGGUUCGAUGAGUACAGCUCCUCGGCGGCAGUUGGAAGAGGACCUCAUGCGGGGGGUGGAGGCGGAAGUCGACGCCCGAGCCGGCAGAGCGGUGGCAAUCAAUUUACUGCUGAUGGUGGUAGACUGAAUCUUGGUUACAGCGGUAGCAGAAGUUUGGAAGUUUACGAGCCUAAACCGUACCGAAUCACGCAGGCCGAAGCUAGGCAGAAAGGUGGCAGUAGUGCGAAAACACCAAAACGUGGCUCAAGGUCGUCACAAGGAUCGACUGACAGUAGUCACAGUUCACAUAGUGCCUCGUCCGGCUCGCUACUGUUGACGGUAGCGAAUUUGGAAAAUUUUGCAAAGAUCCACAAAAAACACGAACCCAGUUACGGCACCAGCAAAACCAUGGAAGAGUACCUUUCCUCAUCAACCGGAAUGGUUCCGACUGCGGCCAUAUUAGACGCUGUUGGUAGCAAGUAUAACAGCAACUUCAUUUUGAAACAGACCCACGCCGAAAACGACACCAGUUCAACGGAUCAAAUCGAAAAAGACUAUCUCAAAGUUAAUCUGCCGACUGAGUCGGCCAUCAUUUCGAUCGAGGAAAUUGCCUCGGAUCUGCAGCAACAACGACAACAGCUACAGGAUCAACAGAAUCGAGCAACGAAAACCAAAGAUCCGGACUCGGAAUCGGUGGCCAGUUCAACGCAUUUUACCAUGAUCAAUGGUGUGGGCGGUCCCCAGCGGUUGCCCAAGAGUGGCAUCUGCUCCCGAGGGCACCAGAUCACGGUGCUGAUCGUGACGAUGAGCAUCGUUUUCAUGGUCGGGAUCUGCGCGGCAGUGUUCUUUCUGGAAAUGCGUGCCAGGGAAAUGCCCAGAUAAGAAGCUAGCCAACGAUGGACCGAAAAAUCGAGUCCGGAGUAUAACGAAGCCGCCACUAUGAACUACCAAUUACAAACAAACAAAUACGUAUAGCCAUAUUCAAUUCAACAUUACACAGUACUUACAUGCUAGUUAUAGUAAUCUGUAUCUGCAAGUGACUACAUAUUUAAGUAUCAUAAACUUCGAUGGUACAUGGCCGUCGUACUUGAAUUUAGGAUAACUGUACGUACACCCUUUACACGAGCAACCAAAUCUGGUGGAAGCUGGUGUUAAAUCACGAUACAACGAUGAUUUCAACAAAAAAAAACAUUUUCUACGACAAGUGAAAAACAAGUCAGUCAAGAAAGCAUUUAAAAAUGCCCCUUACUAUCCAACUCAAUUUUCUUCCCUGUGAGCAUAACGCUUCCUCAAAACAUACGCUACCACAUAUUAUUUUCUGUGAUAUUUAUUAACUUAUUUAAAUUAUGCCACG
Topomyia yanbarensis is the source of this 3044-nucleotide messenger RNA. RefSeq lists its product as uncharacterized. NCBI's taxonomy places the organism in Eukaryota, Metazoa, Arthropoda, Insecta, Diptera, Culicidae. The record is from RefSeq and is a predicted model, not a curated record. The transcript has 4 exons. The coding region runs from base 1280 to 2572 and encodes 430 amino acids.